This is a messenger RNA of Didymosphaeria variabile, 480 nucleotides long. It is a transcript of the gene GIM5, whose product is annotated as subunit of tubulin prefoldin. The record is from RefSeq and is a predicted model, not a curated record. Bases 1 to 480 code for a protein of 159 amino acids. Gene Ontology annotation, cellular component: prefoldin complex; cytoplasm. The transcript is spliced from 2 exons. Gene Ontology annotation, biological process: regulation of DNA-templated transcription; protein folding. Lineage: Eukaryota; Fungi; Ascomycota; Dothideomycetes; Pleosporales; Didymosphaeriaceae.
AUGGCGACGCAGAAGCAGCCUGGCCAGAUUGAUCUCGGGCAGCUGCCGGUGCCGCAGCUCCAGGAGUUGAAACAACAGCUCGACCGCGAAUUGGAGCAUCUGACCACCUCCUUCCAAUCCCUACGCACCGCUCAGUCUAAAUUCCGCGACUGUAUAAACUCGAUAUCGCAAGGUGUCAACCCUGGGACCGCCGACAAGUCACUUCUCGUCCCGCUCACUUCUUCCCUAUACGUUCCUGGUCGCCUCACUUCCUCUACGCACGUACUUAUCGAUAUUGGCACCGGCUUCUUCGUCGAGAAGAGUGUCGAGGAUGCGACCGACUUCUAUAACCGCAAGGUGAAGGAUUUACAGGACAGUUUGAAAGAUCUGGAAGGCGUGGUCAACCAGAAGGCAAACAACGUGAGGAUGGUGGAAGAGGUCAUAAGGGUCAAGGUUCUGAGCGCACAGGAGCAAAGCCAGAAGGAGGGAGCAGGCAGCUGA